Molecule: messenger RNA, 1044 nt
Organism: Lasiosphaeria miniovina
Lineage: Eukaryota; Fungi; Ascomycota; Sordariomycetes; Sordariales; Lasiosphaeriaceae
Product: farnesyl pyrophosphate synthetase
Exons: 2
Coding region: 1-1044 (347 amino acids)
Biological process (GO): trans, trans-farnesyl diphosphate biosynthetic process
Cellular component (GO): cytoplasm
Molecular function (GO): dimethylallyltranstransferase activity; (2E,6E)-farnesyl diphosphate synthase activity
Source: RefSeq, a predicted model, not a curated record
AUGGCACAGAAGACGACCCUCAAGGAAUUCGAAUCCGUCUUCCCCAAGCUGGAAGAGAUCCUUGUUGAACAUGCUAAGAAGUACAAUCUCCCGAGUGAGCAGCUCGACUGGUACAAGCUGAGUCUCGAGACGAACACUCUCGGCGGCAAGUGCAACCGCGGCAUGUCGGUGCCCGACUCGGUGUCGCUGCUUCAAGGGCGGGCUCUGACCGAGGACGAGUACUUCCACUCGGCGACGCUGGGGUGGAUGACGGAGUUGCUGCAGGCCUUCUUCCUAGUGUCGGACGACAUCAUGGACAGCAGCAUCACGCGGCGGGGGAAGCCGUGCUGGUACCGACAGGAGGGCGUGGGCAUGGUGGCCAUCAACGACGCCUUCAUGCUCGAGUCGGCCAUCUACACGCUGCUCAAGAAACUGUUCCGCACCCACCCUCGCUACGUCGACCUGAUCGAGCUAUUCCACGAGGUGACGUUCCAGACGGAGAUCGGCCAGCUGUGCGACCUUCUGACAGCGCCCGAAGACGUGGUCAACCUCGACAACUUUAGCAUGGACAAGUACCGCUUCAUCGUCAUCUACAAGACGGCCUACUACAGCUUCUACCUGCCCGUGGCCCUGGCCCUGUAUCAGCUUGACAUUGCCACUCCCGAGAAUCUCAAGCAGGCCGAGGACAUCCUGAUCCCCCUGGGCGAGUACUUCCAGAUCCAGGACGACUACCUUGACAACUUCGGUCUGCCCGAGCACAUUGGCAAGAUUGGCACCGACAUCAUGGACAACAAGUGCUCGUGGCUCGUAAACCAGGCCCUCGCCAUCGUGACCCCCGAGCAGCGCGAGAUUCUCGCCGAGAACUACGGCCGCAAGAACAAGGAUAACGAGGCCGUUAUCAAGAAGCUGUACAACGACCUCAAGCUCGAGCAGCUGUACCAGGAGUACGAGGAGAAGCGCGUGGGCGAGAUCCGCGCUUUGAUUGCUAAUAUCGACGAGAGCCAGGGCCUGAAGAAGGAAGUUUUCGAGACCUUCCUGUCCAAGAUUUACAAGCGCAGCAAGUAA